CUAUUGAUCUGGACUCCUGCGUAGGCAGGUGGACCGACGGACAGACGCCAUGAGGGCUCUGCUGCUCCUGGGGUCCCUGGUGGUGAGCCUGGAAUCAGCGCUUCCGACCCCACGUUGGAAAGACCUCAAGGUGCCUAAGCCGGUAGAAGAUGAACACACAGUGGUUCUCACUGUCACUGGGGAGCCCUGCUACUUCCCUUUCCAGUACCGCCGGCAGCUGUAUCACCAGUGCACCCGCAGGGGCCGAAUUGGCUUCCGGGCCUGGUGUGCUACUACCCCCAACUUUGACCAGGACCAACGAUGGGCAUACUGCCUGAAGCCCCAGAAAGUGCAAGACCACUGCAGCACACACAACCCCUGCCAGCGGGGCGGCACCUGUGUGAACAUGCCAGACGGCCCUCGCUGCAUCUGUCCAGAACACUUCACGGGGAAGCACUGCCAGAGAGAGAAGUGCUUCGAGCCCCAGCUUCUCCAGUUCUUCCACGAGAAUGAAACAUGGCAUAGGCUUGAGCCGGCAGGCAUGGCCAAGUGCCAGUGCCAAGGCCCCCAAGCCCACUGCAAGCCCCUGGCCAGCCGGGUCUGCAGCAACAACCCAUGCCUCCACGGCGGCCGCUGCCUCGAGGCGGAGGGUCACCGUCUGUGCAGUUGUCCCGAGGGCUAUGCGGGACGCUUCUGCGACCUGGACAAAGAGGCCAGCUGCUACGAGGGCCUUGGGUUCGGCUACCGAGGCGCUGCUGGGACCACGAUCUCGGGCGCGCGGUGUCAGUCUUGGUCGUCGGAGAUCACUUACCAGAACCUGACUACAGAGCAAGCACUGAAGAGGGGACUGGGCCACCAUGCCUUCUGCCGGAACCCAGACAAUGACACCCAGCCGUGGUGUUUCGUGUGGAGCGGCAACCGGCUGAGCUGGGAAUAUUGCGACCUUGCACGAUGCCAAACCCCAACCCUAGCAGCGCCCCAGACCCAGUCUCCAUCACGGGGGACCCUUAUGCGCCUGGAGCCCUCCCUACCCUCGCUUCCAGCAUGGCCAGAGCCUCAGGUCACGACCCAGACCCCAGCCUUGGGCGCGAUGCCGGAGCUGUCCUGGGACGAGAUGCCGGGGAGGCCACCCGUGCUCUGGGACGGGAUGGCCCCCAGGAUCGAAAUCGGAGCCAGCCCGGCCACCUGCGGACAGAGGCUCCGGAAAGGGCUGUCCUCCCGGAAACGCGUCGUCGGGGGACUAGUGGCGCUGCCCGGCGCGCACCCCUACAUCGCCGCGCUGUACUGGGGCCACAGUUUCUGCGCCGGCAGCCUCAUUGACUCUUGCUGGGUGCUGACCGCAGCUCACUGCCUGCAGAACCGGCCAGUACCGCCUGCCCGGCGUAGGCUCAGGCCCGCACGACACUCGAACCCAUGCCCUGUAGCCGGCUGGGGCCACCAAUUCGAGGGGGCGGAGGAAUACGCCAGCUUUCUGCAGGAGGCGCAGGUGCCGCUGAUCCCUCACGAGCACUGCUCGGAUCCUGAGAUGCACGGCAACGCCUUCUACCCCGGCAUGCUCUGCGCUGGUUUUCCCGAGGGGGGCACCGACGCGUGCCAGGGUGACUCCGGGGGUCCGUUGGUGUGUGAGGAUGAGGACAACGGGCGUCAGCUCACCCUUCGAGGCAUCAUCAGCUGGGGCUCGGGCUGUGGCGACCGUAACAAGCCGGGUGUGUACACCGACGUGGCCAACUACCUGACUUGGAUCCAUGAGCACAUGGCUUCCUGACCGCCCAGGAGCUCCUCUUUUCCUCCUCGGUGGUUCUGGAAUGGGAGGAUGGCUGGGCCCGAUCCUGGACCGCAAGGAUGUGUUCCAGCGCCGUCAGUCCGUCAGUCCGGCCCCAGGCACGGAGUAAACACUCAAUAAAGUGCUUUGGAAAUGCU
Myotis brandtii (Brandt's bat) is the source of this 1899-nucleotide messenger RNA. RefSeq names its product coagulation factor XII (Hageman factor) (gene F12). Gene Ontology annotation, molecular function: calcium ion binding; serine-type endopeptidase activity. The record is from RefSeq and is a predicted model, not a curated record. Gene Ontology annotation, biological process: zymogen activation; blood coagulation. Lineage: Eukaryota; Metazoa; Chordata; Mammalia; Chiroptera; Vespertilionidae. Gene Ontology annotation, cellular component: rough endoplasmic reticulum; extracellular region. The transcript has 13 exons. The coding region runs from base 50 to 1744 and encodes 564 amino acids.